AAACUCUAAUAUUCUCAUAAUUCAUCCUCGAAGAAUUCUCUAAUUUCUUCAAAUGGGUGAGGAAAAGGAAAAAAUCAAAGUUGAGAAGAAGAAGAAUGAAGCCGGAAAGAAGUCGGCCGGCGGUGGGAAAAACGACGCCGGCGUCGGGAUCGCUACUAUUCUGUUAAAAUUAGAUUUGCAUUGUGAAGGUUGUGCUCAAAAAGUUAGACGUUCCGUUCGUCACUUUGAAGGUGUGGAAGACGUGAAGGCGGAUGCCAGUAGUGGAAAAUUGACGGUGAAAGGGAAUGUGGAUCCCUUAUGGCUCCGGGAGAAGGUGGAAAGCAAGACUAAGAAGAAGGUGGCGCUCCUCUCUGCUCAGCCCAAAAAGGUUGCCGUCGGCGGCACCACCGGUGCCGGAGGAGAGAAGAAAUCCGAUGAGAAGGUUGAGAACAAGGCAGUAGAGGAGAAGAAAAAAUCCGAUGAGAAGGUUGAGAAUAAGGUAGCAGAGGAGAAGAAAGGGGAAGAUAAAAAGCCCAAAAAGGUUCAAUGUAACACAGAGGUAGUUCAGCUGCAUUGUGACGGAUCUGCACGAAAAGUAAAGCAAUUUCUUAUAAAGGAAUUGAAACGUAAAGUAGCUGUUGUUGCACCGAAGAAAGGUGAUGGAUCAGGUAGCGGGUGUGAUAACAAGAAGAACAAAGAAAUUGCUCGUGGUGGUGGUCGUGGUAGUGGUGGUGAUGGAAAAAAGAAAGACGGUGCAUCAUCGUCUAGAAUGGCAAGUAAAAGCACAGAACCAAAAGAGCAAAAGACAGAGGUGAUGAACAACAAAAAAGAAUGUGACUAUGGUGGUAACGGUUACAGUAAUCCAAAUAUGUACUACACAAUGCCGCCAUCAAUUUACAAUCAAAAUCAUGUGAAUCAAGAUUAUGGCGCGACAAUGCAGGAUCAUCAUGGUUAUUAUGGUCAUAGUACUGGCUAUAUGCCAGCACCACCAUACCUAACUGCAUCGCGCGAUCAUGGUUAUGGAUAUAGAACUGGAUAUAUGCCACCACCACCAUACCUAACUGCAUCGCGCGAUCAUGGUUAUGGAUAUAGAACUGGAUAUGUGUCACCACCACACUUUACUGCACCGCGUGAUCAUGAUCAUGAUCAUUCUGGGUAUGUACCACCACCAUACUCUGCACCUCAAUAUUUCAGCGAUGAAAAUCCUAAUGCUUGUUCCGUCAUGUGA
Solanum verrucosum is the source of this 1207-nucleotide messenger RNA. RefSeq names its product heavy metal-associated isoprenylated plant protein 3-like. NCBI's taxonomy places the organism in Eukaryota, Viridiplantae, Streptophyta, Magnoliopsida, Solanales, Solanaceae. The transcript is spliced from 4 exons. Gene Ontology annotation, molecular function: metal ion binding. Bases 53 to 1207 code for a protein of 384 amino acids. The record is from RefSeq and is a predicted model, not a curated record.